This is a messenger RNA of Aaosphaeria arxii CBS 175.79, 1454 nucleotides long. RefSeq lists its product as uncharacterized. NCBI's taxonomy places the organism in Eukaryota, Fungi, Ascomycota, Dothideomycetes, Pleosporales. The coding region runs from base 147 to 1325 and encodes 392 amino acids. The transcript has 2 exons. The record is from RefSeq and is a predicted model, not a curated record.
CUUCUUUCGUUACCUCCUCGUUGCUUUCCUCCAGGUUCAUUUCACGUUCCAAAUUCUUCAGCUCUGUCAACUAAAUACUUCAGCUGUAGCUGACCUCAAUUGCAUCUCGGAUAGAAUCAUGUCACAGAUCCCUUCACCAUUCAAUCAUGUCGAGCAGCGAGCAGUUUCAUGGUGAUCAAUUGCGUUUGACUUCAUUCCUGGCCGUGAUCAAUCGCAUCCCUCAGCGAUCUCAGCGGAGGGGCUGGCGAUGCUUCUCUGUACUUGAGCCCGAUCGGAAGGCUGCUACUCCAGUUUCCUCUCUGUUACGAGGCAACGCUGAUGCUCGCCGCCCAAAUGAGACAUUGGCAUGUGAAUCUCCUAUUGAAAUUGUCGAAGUCCAUUCGAAUCCAUUCGAAGAUUUCAGUGCCACAGAAUCCAAUCAUACAGUCGAAGAUCCACAAGAGACAGCAUUGACUUUCUCGCACUCUUUUCACGGGGAUGGUGAUAUACCCCUGAUUCAAGCAGAUACGCCGUCUCCAACGAGCAGAAAUUGCAUCCAGAAGCGAAAGGCAAGGCAGGUUGCUGAUAUCUCGCAAUCAAAUGACGCACUUGCUCAAACAAGAAGAACAAUUGUGCAUGAACUUUCCCUUGUCAGGACAUUAACCAAUGAUGAUCUUGUCGAACACCAUGGAGACGCGAGGUCACCCGUUGUUCCAAUCGAAGAAGUCGACCCUAUCGAAGACAGCCAAACCAUCUCAGAUAUCAAACUGUCUAAGUCUAGACUCAAUUGCGCGGUCAAGCCGAGUAAGGUUUUGCAGCGAGCACGCAUCAAAGGUGUUAAAAGUCCAGAGCAACCAGCAAAUACAAGGACUCGCAGACGGUAUUUCGAGAACUCGCAGGAAAUAUCGGAUGGUUUCUCCCCGGCCGAGCUGCAUAGUGAACCUCAUUUUGCCACGAAGGUCGUAGCGAGACGUACACGGCUUCGUCGGGGCAAGCUGCCACCUGCUGAUGUACCCAUACGGGAGCUUACGCUUGUGGCUGGAGCCUGUCCUAGCCCUCCUUCGCCGGAAUCUGUUGUUUUACGAUCAGAUUUCGUUGGUACUUUCCAAUCUCUGGACAGCACUGGACAUCAUUCGAGCACCUCAAGUCUGGCUCCCGACAUCAACAUGGAAAUGGUCCACUGUUCGCCCACCCCAAGCAAAACUAUGAUCACGAGUACGGCCAGCAAACAAGUUAGUCUCCAAUUGUCACGAAUCACUGCCCCUGAAAGAGCCGAAAGUGAUUCGGGGACGGAAUACAGUCAGGCAGGCAGUUUCAUGUCGAGCAAUGUCGAAGAACUAGAAUGACCCAACCAAUAAUUUCAUCAUUGCACACAAUGAGUUCCACAUUCGCAGGGCAAAGAGCAACAGGCAAUGAGGAACUUUCCUCUAACAUGACACAGCCAUCACCACCCCAUUUAUCAAUGGGAAAAAGAG